AUGCGCCUCCUACAAGUUGGCCGCUACAAUGAGCUGGUGUUGACCAAGGAUGUGACCACGCCACCCGGUCCCUAUGCUAUCCUCUCCCAUACUUGGGGUGCCGACGAGGAGGAGGUCACUUUCGAUGACAUGGAAAACAAGACGGGCGCGGGCAAGACCGGAUAUGUCAAACUGUGGUUCUGUGCCAAUCAAGCCAGGAAAGACAGGCUGGAAUACUUUUGGGUCGACACCUGCUGUAUAAACAAGCAGAGCAGUGCCGAGCUCAGUGAGGCUAUAAAUUCGAUGUACAACUGGUACCAUGGUGCGAAGCGUUGCUACGUUUACCUUAACGACGUGGUGGGAACAACGUGGAAGAAAUCCAUUUCGAAAAGCAGAUGGUUCAAGCGUGGAUGGACUCUGCAAGAGCUCCUUGCUCCACGGAGGGUUAUUUUCUACGAUCGACUCUGGCGACGUUUAGGCAGCAAAUCUGCUCUAGCUGGACGAAUUGCUUCAAUCACCCGUAUACCUGCGACGGCUCUCACAUCAAGGAAUCUGACAGAGUACUCCGUUGCUCAGAAAAUGUCUUGGUCUGCUAGAAGAGUCACAACCCGUGCUGAAGACGGCGCAUACUGCUUGCUGGGCUUAUUUGGUGUGAAUAUGCCACUUCUUUAUGGUGAGGGACAGCGAGCAUUCUUUAGACUUCAGGAAGAGAUCGUCAAGUAUAACGAUGACCAUUCCAUCUUUGCUUGGUCCAUGAAGGAAAUCAAGUUUUCCGGUCUACUUGCUCCUAGUCCGGUCUACUUCUCCAGAUGUCAUUGUGUAACAUCAGGAGAGUCUUUAGACGGGCGUCGGCCUUUUGCGAUGACGAAUCGUGGCCUCUCAAUCAGUUUGAAAAUCACUCCAUGGGCAGCUGAUACGUAUCUAGCAUACAUUGACUGUACAGAUCGAAUUAUGGACCAAGAGCCAGCUGCUAUGGGUAUCUUUAUCAGGCGCCUUUCCCAAGAAGAUCAGUAUACAAGAAUUAAUAUCCACCAAGACGGGCUCUGGCGUUACAGCCGGAAAGCGUCUCAAAGCCAAGAUGGGCCGGCAGAAGAGAGACUGCUGUAUAUACGCCAGAAUUUGAGCACUGAUAUUGAGAGACCGUAUCUCAACAAAAACAGAUACGGAUUCAGACUUACACGUGGCUGGCUGCCACCUUCCACCCGAAUGCACGCGCGAAAUCCUUCGAGAGACCGUCAUUCAGCAAUCUUGCACCCAGGUCAAUGGGGUGCUGUUCUCGUACUAGAGUUUUCUCUCACGAGCAGCAGCCUACGACAUGCUGCCUUAGGAUUCGACUUCGACUUAUAUCCAGUGUGCCUUCUCAGAGACUCAUUCGCAGGUGACGAGGAGCCGGACUUUGUGCGACACGCACCGAAUGAAUGGUCGCACUUGUUCAUGCAUUCUAUGGAUCGCGAAGAAAUCUUUGAAGGUAGCAAGGUCUAUCGACGAGCCAAUCAUCGCGGAAUUUGGAUUUUGGCGGGUCAUCGAUCAAGAGGCCUUGAUGCUUGCUUGUACGCAGGACUGUUAGACAUGACCGGUUCAAUUCUUACCCUUAAGCGGGAUACAUCAAAGGUACGGCCGCACUGGGAACUUCAUAUCGACAACUUGGACGGUCCUUUCCGCAGGCGUGUUCUAGAAGGUCGGCGUAACAACUGCUCCGGUUGCAUCCACUCACCAUCAUUCAAGCAGGAGCAUACGUGUGGCGGGGACAUCGCAGUCUGA
Messenger RNA from Endocarpon pusillum Z07020, 1740 nucleotides. RefSeq lists its product as uncharacterized. NCBI's taxonomy places the organism in Eukaryota, Fungi, Ascomycota, Eurotiomycetes, Verrucariales, Verrucariaceae. The record is from RefSeq and is a predicted model, not a curated record. The transcript has a single exon. The coding region runs from base 1 to 1740 and encodes 579 amino acids.